Molecule: messenger RNA, 1071 nt
Organism: Oncorhynchus keta (chum salmon)
Lineage: Eukaryota; Metazoa; Chordata; Actinopteri; Salmoniformes; Salmonidae
Product: caskin-1-like
Exons: 5
Molecular function (GO): protein binding
Source: RefSeq, a predicted model, not a curated record
AACGAUGAGAGUGUUCGGCUGAAGAGCUCUGAGAAUGCUGAUAGUUCUAGUCUUCAGUGUGUGUUCUACAAUAGUGAGGCAGUAGUGACCUGGUUGACUGAGUGUCAGCUGCAGUUCUACACCACUCACCUCCUCAGCGCUGGCUAUGACCUAGACACCAUAGGCCACAUGACCCCCGAGGACCUGACAGCAAUCGGUGUAACUAAACCAGGCCAUCGUAAGAAGAUGACAUCAGAGAUCAGCAAACUGCCGUCUGGUGACUGGCUGCCUGACCACAAACCAGCCAGCCUGGCAGAGUGGUUGUCAGUGAUUGGGCUGAACCAGUACUACCAGGUUCUGGUGCAAAAUGGAUAUGACAACAUCGACUUCAUCACUGAGAUCAGCUGGGAGGAUCUGAAGGAAAUUGGAAUCACCAAGCUGGGCCACCAAAAGAAGAUGAUGUUAGCAGUGAGGAGACUGGGGAAGUUCCAGAGAGGAGAGAGUAUCUCUCAGCCUUCUACCCCUCCUUCUGGCUCUACCCCUCCAUCUGGCUCCACCCCUCCUUCUGGCUCCACCCCUCCAUCCUCCUCCACUCCUCCCCCCUCUACCCCACUCCCCUCCACUGGGAGGGGUCAGAGGCCCCCCCUCACUAAACCCCGGCCAGGGAUUGAGUCCCCAACACACACACCCUCCCCACCUCACACUCCCACCAAGACCCACAAGGCUCAGGCCCACCCCUCCACCCAGCCCCCGCCAGCUGAUUCGCCAGUCCAAGAAGGGAGUGUGUCUGUUCCUUUACUCUGUCUGCCAAUGGAGGAGGAGCAUCGGCGAACUCACAGCCUGAUUGGCUACUCGGGGUACGAAGCCGAUGCCCUCUCGGUUACAGACUUCGCCCCUAGAUACGCCACGGUCUGCCGCAGCAGCUCGGCUCAACGCUCCGACCCCAAUGACGCAACUGUCAACCGCAGCCAAUCAUCAGUCACGCUGCGGCCCAGGAGGAAAGGCCGGCCCCCGACUCCGCCGAAACGGUCGUGUUCCUCCAUCUCCGGGGGCGACGGGCUGGGGGAGGGGGCUGGGGAGGGGCUGGGGUAG